Molecule: messenger RNA, 789 nt
Organism: Rangifer tarandus platyrhynchus (Svalbard reindeer)
Lineage: Eukaryota; Metazoa; Chordata; Mammalia; Artiodactyla; Cervidae
Source: the annotation of a GenBank genome assembly
AUGAGGGAUGCAGCGCUUCUGCCCCAAAGUUCUGAUGGGGAGACCCUCGUAGAGGGUCCGGCGGGCUCGGACGUGGGACAAGGACACCAGCCGGGCACAUCUGGGACAGCAGUGGCACCCUCGCUUCCACCCCUGCCCCCCAAGGGGGCGGGCGGUACAGGCACGGCAGCCAGCCGGGGACUGCGCGCUCAGGCGAAUGCACUUCAGUACGAGAAGGCUAGGGGCACGUGUGCUCCUCCUGGUCCAGCACAUGACGUCAGUGGACAGAAGAUGGCAAAGGGCAACAGAGCAGGGCCAAGGUUGGCCCGGCGAAGCGAGACACACCAGGGCGCAGCCCUGGGGAUCAGCAGACAGGACGGACGAGUCACUGAUGGAGGGCAGCCAUGUAGGCCCAUGUGCCAAAGACACAGCAGUGGCACAGACCGGUGGUGGAGGUGGUGUGGCCGCGAGCGACAGCGAGUGGCCCGGAAGCCAUUCCAAAUGAUCCGGAACUGCUUCCGCGUCACACCAUGGGAUCUCACCGCCGGAAGCCUCCAGCAUAGGAGUGGUCCCCUGGGCCCCAGAACGGAUACUUCCCUUCCUGAGCCCAUGGGGCCCCCAUGUUGGGGCUUGCACCCACCACCGCCAACACCCAGAGCCCCAACAACUGGUCAGGGAGAACGUUCUCCCGCUGCAUACUGGCGCCUCCACAGCCCUCACGCGCAACCUGCUGUGCCCAGCUUCACCCCUCGGGGAUUGAGGGCACUUCUCUGCCCGGGAACGCCACCAGCCACGGAGACCAGGGAAUGA